Molecule: messenger RNA, 4105 nt
Organism: Mya arenaria
Lineage: Eukaryota; Metazoa; Mollusca; Bivalvia; Myida; Myidae
Exons: 11
Coding region: 1283-2641 (452 amino acids)
Source: RefSeq, a predicted model, not a curated record
CUAGAAUACUAAAUAUACAAGGUAAUUUUUAAGCUAUGUAAAAUGAGUGCAACCAAACUACUGUACUAAUACUGCGAGAACAAUGCUACCACAAUGGAUAAUAAUAGGUGUUCUAUUUGCCGUGAACCUAACUGGUUGUUUUGGCAACGCCUUUGUGUCCAGGAGCAAGGAUGGAACGAUAUCAGUGGUAGGACCAGCAUUUGUGAACAGGGAAGUUACACUGAAAGUGAUACAGUUCUACCCUUGGGAAUGUGACUUACAAUGGAGGUACAUACUAGACAAGGGCACAACAGUCCAAACACUGAAUGGGACAAAUGUAAACAGAUAUUCGGAAGAUGGGUCAUUCUUUUUGAAAUGGACGGCUUCAGCUGAAUACAACAGAGCUCAGUUCUACGCCGUCUGUUCAACAAACGUUCGAAUUAGAACAGGAAUGACAUCUUUAAAUAUGAAAGAUAUUGUUGGAAAAUGUGGGGCACUCGGGCUUCUAAGUCCUGUAGUCCUCGGCGCGGACGUCGAACUUGGAUAUUUUCCGUCUGGCCAUGUAAUACGGAACAAAACUGACACUAAACGAAAAUGGAAGAAAGACAAUCACGAGAUACAGCUACCUGAAGGGUUUUACUCAGAGAAAAGAGUAACUGAAUAUUUGUACAUAUUGACUAUAUUUAACUUCAAUAAAACAGAUGAAGGAAUGUAUGUUUUAAAUUGCCAUUCAGGUGGCAACACGGAUUCUGUACAGCUUAAUAUUUCAGAGAGACCGGGUUUUCCAGUUCUCGGUCCAAAGUAUCCUGACUUUAAUACAACAGAAUGUAUUUAUGUUUAUGGAGGCUCCAAGUUUUAUUGCAAAACUGAAAAUGGAACAGAGCCAGUACAAGUAGCACUUUUAGUUGGCCAGGAUUUAUUUACUCCUGCUGAAAUCGAAACGAAGAGAGGGAUGUACCGAUUAUAUGACGUUAAUCAACACAUGGCUGGACUGUCAAGACGGAAUGUGACAUGUCAGGUUUCUAAUGCAGCCCUUGAAACACCGUACGAAGUACAAGGCACCUUAUGUAGCGUAGAAAAAGGUAGCCGGCCUGUUCUUAGAGUUCCUGAACAACUUCAUGGAAUAAACUCUACAUCAAUUUGUGAAGUGCGAGAUGCUUUUCCAGCUCCGGCAAUAGAAAUACGUGUUGACAAAGUUUUGCAAGCAGAUGUUCAACAAAUUGAUUUAUUUAAUGGAUCUUCUCAUACGUUUACCAGCACGGCAACGAUGACAAAGACGAACAAAGCUUGGCAUGGAAAAUGAAUGUGCUGUACCAUGAAAACCAAAUACGAGUUUGGUCUUGGAAAUGUGUCAGUAUGCAAAAACAUCAGUAUGAAAUGUGAUCCGACUUUAAAUCUGAACAAGACAUCACCUGUUGAUUUACUUCCGAAUAAAACAGUGGUCGUAAAAUGUACCGUGGAUGACUGCAAUGCAAAUGCAUUAUGGACGCUUAGGUGGGAAGAUGAACAUAACUCUAUAAUAAAGACUUGUAAAAAAACAGAGGAAUGCCUGUUAACACUGAAUUAUAUGGUAGAAGGAGAAAAGACGUAUACAUGCAGCGCCAGGAAAUCACAGGACCUUCUGAACAUUUCAUUGACAGUUUCAAGUUCAAUGAGUGAUGGUGGCCCGACACUGUCGUUCAACACUACAUCACCUGUUUAUUUAUGUCCGAAGAACACAGUGACCGUCAAAUGCCGUGUUGAUGGCUCCAAUGCUAAGGGACAAUGGACGCUUAUGUGGGAAGAUGAAAAUAACACUAUUAUAAAGACAUGUAACAAAACAGACACCUGUCUGUUAACAUUGACCUAUAUGGGAGAUGGAAAGAAGACGAUCGUCUGCAACGCUCGGAAAUCAAAGGAGCUUCUGAGAUAUUUCUUGACAGUUUCAAGUUCAAUUACAAAAGCAUUAUUUAUGCAGUCAACUACUGUAAAAGAAAAUAAUCAUAACAUACUUAACUUAACCUGCAAUUCUGGUGAAACAUGCAUGCCAUGUACGAUUGCGUGGAGCAGCAACUCCGUCUUUCUUUACCCAAUAUCGACAUCACAAUGGACGAAGAAAAGUGACUCAGGCUAUAUAAGUGUUUCAAAUGCACUCUUUUUCAUAACUAAAGAUGUGAAAGGAAAACGGAUACAAUGUUCUGCAAAUUGUAGGAACGAUUCAUCUGAUAUAAUACAUGAAACAUACACAAUUGGGUUUGAUGCUUUUCAAGAAGCAGCUACCAACCCUGCAUCCUUUGUAGUCCAACCAUUGCACAUGUCGGUCCUUUAUGCGUUAUCUGGAACCAUUUUACUUUUACUCGUAACAACGUUAACCGUGCUUCUAUUUCGUCGAUGCAAAUCUCAGGCGUAUGAAAUGUUUCUGCGCCGAAGAAAACCUGCAUAUAGCGACAAAAGCAACCAUGUGUACGACGCUGUUCAGUCUACUGUUAAGACAACGAUGCUUCACGAGCUAAGGAGAAUAUCUGCAAGUGCCUCUGAGAACAUAUCUCCUCUAUCGGCUAUGGAAGAAAACCAAGUCUCUUCAAACAGGAACGUUUGCCACUACGACUAUGUGGAUACCUCAUCUCACGACCAACACCAUGAGACAAUUACACAGGCUGAGUCUUACAUUCACGCGAUAUAAAGCAACUAAUCUAACAAAAUUGUACAGAAGGCACAACCAAUACUAUUUUUGUCAAUAUUCGUGAGGAUAUUUUAAUAUGAUUUUUCUAAUCUUUGAGUCGAACUGGAUAUUCUUAAACAUCUUUUGAUCGUAUUGGGUUAAGUCAUGUUUUGUAUUUUGGUUUUAUCCAAUGUUCAAUAUCCCUCAGCAUUUCUCGAGGUCAAGCGUUUUGACCUACUGUGAAAUCAUUAAUGUAAGUGGGCAUGAAAUUUCGUGGUUUGCCGAAAAAAAACAAUUUCGUGGGUACUUAAAUUCGUGGAUUUUCAUUUUUGAAAAAAAAAAUCGAAGAUGCGAUCGUCCUAGAUCGUCUGCAUAAUAUCCACGCGCUGGCCCGUGAUUUCCGUCUUCUACGUCACUCGAUUUAUGACACUCGCUAAUGUGGUACGACAUGCCAAUUAGUGCAUAUACCCAUGUCACUUAUCGAUUUAAUUGGGAAUAAAGGUAAUAAAAGAAGAUGUACCCUGAUCAUAAAUACAGAUAGGGGAAGCCAUUUAAUGCCAAUUAAGAAUUUUGCAAACUGUGAAAACACCGAAAAGGUGCGUUUAUUGUCACGUUCGGUGCUUAGUAACCUUCAAUGUACUAGUAAUCGAUUAAUUAUUUCAUUAAAUAAAAAAAUCGAGUACAGACACUCAUCACGCACAUCUUGUAAACUUGGAGAUUUUCAUUAACAGCACACGUUUAAACACGUGCUUAUAACUGUCAUUUGCUGCAUAAAACACAUUUAAUUGAUUUGGUUCAUUAUUUGUUAAAAGCAGUUAUAAUAUGUUAACAGAAUAAUGAUCGUAAGUUAUACAGUGAGACAGGUUUUAACACUGUAUACUGCGACCUCUGUAAAUAAUAUACUAGAGUAUGUACGUAACAAGGCAAUUGAAAAAGUGAAUAAAGGGUUUAUAUUUCGUGGGAUCUUGAAUUCGUGGAUCACCUAACCCACGAAAACCACGAACAUUAAUGCCCCACGAACAUUAAUGAUUUCACAGUAUAUAGUUGUAACACAUUUUGUAAAGCCACGGAAUACACAAUUGACACCUAGACUUUUAAUUUAAUAACAUGUAUGCCAUAAUAUAAUAAGAUAUUAUUGUCUACGACAGAUUAGUAAUAAGAUCAAAUAUGAUAUAUAUAGGCUAGUUCUUAGGCUAGUGUAUUUAACAAAUGCUUUUAAAUCUGGUUCAUUAUGUUAAGCCUUGAUCCGCAAUAUGUAUAUACUAAUUGAAACAAUACAUGAUAACAUCUUAUAUUUCAUUUAAUAGUAUUUGUAAUUGAAUUGUACUUAUACUCAUAUUGUAAGUAUGUCUAAGUACAAACUAUUUGUUUAAAUGUAUAUCCACACAUAUUGCAUUAUAUGACUUACAUUGCAUGUAUCGUUGGUCAUAUUUAUCUAAUUCAAUUAUUUAUGAUGUGUAUAUUGUUACUGAAUAAAUUUGUUUC